AUAACGGUGCAGUCCCACCUUCACGGCCUAACAUUCAGCCACGCCGCAUCCGCGUCUGCCCGGUGAUGAACACGUGAAGAGACGGAAGCGGGGGACGCGCUUUUGGGGCUGAAGGAAAGACGAGCGGUCCACCAUUGUCUCCGGAGGAGCGAGAAUGGCCUGGAUGUGGAAGAGGAAGCCAAUAAUUGCCACCAGCCUGAUUGUGGCCAUAUCGCUGCUUGUGGUCGUGGUGAAUUACUCGGAGAAGCCCUACUUCCUCCUGCAGCCCGUGUUCGGUCAGACGUUCAGCAGCCACUGGAUGUUCUCCAAGCAGCCGUACAAGGGCUUCAAGCCUCACCUGGGCUACGUCAGCAUCCCCAAACAGGAGCCCCUGAAGUUGCACUGCGAGCUGUGCAGCAUCGUGUCCAGCUCCGGGCAGAUGUUGGGCCAGGCAUCCGGCCCAGAGAUCGACCGCUCGCCCUGCAUCUGGCGCAUGAACAACGCCCCCACGCGGGGGUUCGAGGACGACGUGGGCCGGCGCACCACCCUGAGGGUCGUCUCCCACACCAGCGUCCCCCUGCUGCUGCAGAAGCCCCAGUACUUCUUCGGCCAGGCCAACGACACCGUCUACGUCGUGUGGGGGCCGCUGCGGAACAUGAGGAAGGACGGGAAGGGCAUCGUCUACAACAUGCUGCGCCAGGCCUCGGAGAACUACCCUCACGCUCGCAUCUACGUCACCACAGAGGACCGGAUGAACUACUGCGACAUGGUCUUCAAGAAGGAGACGGGAAAAGACAGGAUCCAAUCUGGCUCCUAUCUGAGCACCGGCUGGUUCACACUCAUUCUCGCCAUGGACAUGUGCAAGGAGAUCCAUAUCUACGGCAUGAUAAACGACACCUACUGCAAGACGGAAGGUUACAAGAAGGUUCCCUACCAUUACUACGAGGCGGGCAGCCGUGACGAGUGUGCAGAGUACCUCCUGCAUGAGAGCGCCCCCUACGGCGGACAUCGCUUCAUCACCGAGAAGUCUGUGUUCGCCAAGUGGGCCAAAACUCACGCCAUCAAGUUUUUCAAUCCUACGUGGCAGCUAUCGUGACCCUGGCUUGGACCAGCAUGGAAGUAUCAUCUUGAGCACCUCCUCUUUCUGUUGUGACGCUAACAAAGCCUUUAUUUGCUCGGGAGGUUGAUUCUGCAGUCCCGGAUGGUCACAGGUUCGGCGACCGAAUCACACAACUUUCCAACCUGGACGGUGAUGUCGUCUUUCCUGGCUCUUUUUAGUGCGUUUUCUUCUCUUGAACGUUACAGCUGAACAUUGUGCAGAGCUUUGCUGCCCUGCACCGACUAAUCGAUCCGUUCGCUGCUCUGUGAGUCCAGCGAAAAGGAUUGCUUGAACCUACAAUGGGAGAGAAGAAAACAUCUGUCAGAUUGCACUUGACUCAGGUUGAACCCAAGUUUUAUUCCUGACGGUAGCUGAAGAAGAACCCGGCCGCUGAACAUGCAAGUCACACUUCAGAGACGCCUGACGAGCUUGUCAAACGUAAUUAAUCUAUAAACAAGUAUCAUUCAGGCCUUCAUGUCUGGCUGAGGAAGUACUGGAGCCAGAUGCUCUGUCAGUUUCAAUUUAUUCUGAACCUUUCAAAGACUCUUAACAGGGAAGGUCAUUAAAGAAGAAGAAAAAGAGCUCAAACGAGCAGAAAGAUUCCAGACAAACCGGAGGAGUAGAUCUGCUGUGUUGCUCUGCUGUCCAGCAACUCCAUUCAAAAUGUAAAGAUGUCAGCUCUUUUUUUAUGUUAUAAUGCUGUUAAAUUGAAUUUUAAGACACAGUUUACUAAUAUGUUCUGCAAAACCCUCUCUUCUAGCUGUGUGCUAGAAAAACUGUGAGCAUCCGAGCACAGAACAAUGUGCAAUUAGAAACUAUGUCUUUCUGGAAGGAGUUGAGUCGUUUUUGACACUGUGGAGGGAGAGAUUUGUUCGUGCAGUGAGACCAUUUAUAGUUAAUUGUAUUCUAUUAUCAUUUUGUGCCUGCAAUAUACUCUGCAGUCCAUUGUACAGACGGCGAGGAGGACCCAGUUGCUCUCUGCACUCAGAUUCUCAUCCAGCUUUGUGCCUCUUUGUGUAAAGUAUCACUGUGUUAAGUCAUCUUCCCGUUGGUCUCCGGGUGCAUUGUGCACAUCUCCUGCUUUAGUAUAUCAUAUAUUUGAAUGCAUCUGUUCCAGGAGGCUGGAGAAUGCUCGGUGAAGUGCUGGCCGCGAGCUGGGACCAUGAGAUCAGUGUCCUGCUUUGAGCCGGGAUCCACAGGGGGAGACUGAAAUGACUCUUAAGACUUCUAAUUUAGGCAGCUUGAUGCACAGGCUCCCUGAAGAAAGUGAUUUAAUGCAGCUGAGCAUCACUCCCGUUCCCACUCCUGCUGCAAAUUUCUGUGUACUAGCACACAGAGGAGCUCCCGUGACUUUGUGAGCCGUCAUGUGAGCUAAAUGUAAGCAUCCUUUUGAGUUCACAAAGUUAGCUUCUGAAUGUCCAUCAUACCUUCAUUCCUGGGCUUUUACUUAAACAAUUUCAAACCUACUAAAUGUCUAAAGAAAAUUGGUUUUCAGCUUGAAGAAGAAUAAACUUAGCACAAAAAGUAAGAACAUUUGUGUUUGACAGAUUAUUUCUUUGUUGUAACAAUGCUUCUUGGCAAUAAAUCUUGCCAAAUCUUCUCUGCCAAAGCCAAACAACUUAUUUUGGCUUUGCUUCUUGUUUGGUGUUUUAUACGGAAGAGUAUUAGGGCCAUGCAGGAGAAAAAAUAUUUAUUUAUUAUGUACUUCUAGAAUAAAGUUGAAAUG
Molecule: messenger RNA, 2804 nt
Organism: Cololabis saira (Pacific saury)
Lineage: Eukaryota; Metazoa; Chordata; Actinopteri; Beloniformes; Belonidae
Gene: st6galnac3
Product: ST6 (alpha-N-acetyl-neuraminyl-2,3-beta-galactosyl-1,3)-N-acetylgalactosaminide alpha-2,6-sialyltransferase 3
Exons: 5
Coding region: 155-1075 (306 amino acids)
Biological process (GO): ganglioside biosynthetic process; oligosaccharide metabolic process
Molecular function (GO): alpha-N-acetylgalactosaminide alpha-2,6-sialyltransferase activity
Source: RefSeq, a predicted model, not a curated record